GUGCAAAUCAGCGAUCCGUCAGUCGAAAAAAUUUGCGCGAGGCGUCGUGUUAUUUGUUUUCUAAUACGUUUUGGUGAUAAUUUUCGGCAAAUUGUUACAAAAAUCAUUCAAAACCCUAAAUUUUAACUGCAAAGCAAUGUCCAAACGCACCGCAUCGGAAGUGGCCGAAGAGGACAACUACCUGGACGAUCUGGUAAGGGAUCAGCAGAGCAAUCGGCCGUCCACCAGCAAGCACACGCUCGACUCGGACGAAGAGGACAGCGGCGACGACGACGAGGCUCAGUACAAUGUCCUGGAUGGAAAUGAUAUCGAGGGCGAAGAGGACGGUAUUUCCCGCGUUGACGACGAGGUGAAAAUCACCCCGUUCAACAUGAAAGAGGAAAUGGAGGAAGGUCAUUUCGAUGCAGAUGGACACUACUUGUGGAAGAAAGGGGCGGAGAUCCGGGACAACUGGUUGGAUAACAUCGAUUGGGUCAAAAUUAAGAACGAUCCAAACUAUAAGGAGAAAAAGGAAGACGAGUUGAAAGGGUUGGCCGACUCUGAUUCGGAUGACGAAGAAGACGAGAAAGCCAAAGGAUUUGAUUCAGCGAAAACGUAUGAAAACAUUUUGGGCAUGAUGGAACCUAAGGAAACUAUAAAGAAGGCUCUGCAGAGAAUUGGUAAAAAGACAGCGAAACUGACGACGGCACAACGUUGGAAGAUGAAAAAAGCUGGAACUUUGGAUGACUCCAGUGAAAAGGUUACCCGCUUGACCGAACUCGCCAAUGAGAUUCUUACACGGGAGGGCAAUAUGGACAUUUACGAUGAAACCUACGAGAUGAUACAGAAAAAGGUAAAUGAUUCCAAAUCGGUGCCGGCCAAGGAUGAACUGGACAUGUACGCGGAUGACUUCGACAGUAAGGAACAAAGCAAACUAAAAGACGAUGAUCCGAAGGAGUCUUCUUCAAGUGAUGCUCAGCCUUCCACAUCCACCAGCAGUAAUCAAGAGAGUGAAAAGAAAGACGUGCUUAUGUGGGAGUACAAGGAACAACAGGAGGCAGAGCAAAUACAUGGUCCGUUCAAUACGGAACAGAUGCAAAAAUACGCUGACGAAGGUCGGUUUAGUAGCGGAGCUUUUGUCAGGAAGGUAGGUGCUGAAGAUUCAAGAUUUUACUCUGCUGCCAGAAUUGAUUUCGAUUUGUAUUUGUAAGCCCGCUUAAUACAGCAUGUUCUAGAUGAUAA
Aedes albopictus (Asian tiger mosquito) is the source of this 1221-nucleotide messenger RNA. It is a transcript of the gene holn1, whose product is annotated as CD2 antigen cytoplasmic tail-binding protein 2 homolog. The transcript is spliced from 2 exons. Gene Ontology annotation, molecular function: protein binding. Gene Ontology annotation, cellular component: U5 snRNP. NCBI's taxonomy places the organism in Eukaryota, Metazoa, Arthropoda, Insecta, Diptera, Culicidae. The record is from RefSeq and is a predicted model, not a curated record. The coding region runs from base 137 to 1189 and encodes 350 amino acids.